GCCCAGGAGGCUUGGGCGCGCGCAGCCAGCCCCGGCUCGCCAGGCACCGAGGGACGCAGGCAGGGGCGGCCGCGGUGGCACGGGCGGCUGGGAGAGGGGCCUCCGCCCGCUCACCAUGGUGGAGAAACGCUUCUCCAAGUUCCUGCAGAAACUCGCCUUCUCGGGCGCGGGCCACCGGUACAAGCCGCUGGAGAGGGGCGAGUUGGACACCUUGAUUGGUGAACCAUGUGAGUCAAAAGCCAUUGAAAAAGAGAAGACGGUGGUAGCUUUGCCACCCAAGGAGGCGAGCAAAUGCCACAGAGAGGAUUUGGCCAAAGCCUUUUACGUGGACUUACAGAACGGGCUGUCGGAGUUCUCGGUGACGCAGCGCAGGCUGGUCCACGGCUGGAACGAGUUUGUCGCUGACAACAGCGAACCCGCAUGGAAGAAAUAUCUCGAUCAGUUUAAGAACCCGCUGAUCAUGCUGCUACUGGCCUCCGCCCUGGUGAGCAUCCUCACGAAGGAGUACGAGGACGCCAUCAGCAUCGCCUUGGCCGUGCUGAUCGUGGUGACCGUGGCCUUCAUCCAGGAGUACAGGUCGGAGAAGUCUCUGGAAGAGCUGACCAAGCUGGUUCCCCCCGAAUGUCACUGCAUCCGAGAAGGGAGGCUCCAGCACCUGCUCGCCAGAGACCUGGUUCCCGGAGACAUCGUGUCUCUCUCCGUCGGAGACCGCAUCCCCGCAGACAUCCGGCUCACGGAGGUCACCGACCUCCUGGUGGACGAGUCCAGUUUCACGGGAGAAGCUGAGCCGAGCAGUAAGACGGACAGCCCACUGACAGACGGAGGGGACCUCAGCACCCUGAGCAACAUCGUCUUCAUGGGGACCCUGGUGCAGUGCGGGAAGGGGCAGGGAGUCGUGAUCGGGACAGGGGAGAAGUCUCAGUUUGGAGAGGUGUUUAAGAUGAUGCAGGCUGAAGAGACGCCUAAAACUCCUCUACAGAAAAGCAUGGACAAGCUGGGGAAGCAACUGACGCUCUUCUCGUUUGGCAUAAUUGGCUUAAUCAUGUUCACCGGCUGGCUGCAAGGGAAGCAGCUGCUCACCAUGUUCACCAUCGGGGUCAGCCUGGCUGUGGCCACCAUCCCAGAGGGUCUGCCCAUCGUUGUCAUGGUUACGCUGGUGCUGGGAGUGCUGCGGAUGGCCAAGAAGCGGGUCAUUGUGAAGAAGUUACCCAUCGUGGAGACACUGGGUUGCUGCAAUGUCAUCUGUUCUGAUAAGACAGGGACUCUGACUGCCAAUGAAAUGACUGUCACCCAGCUUGUAACGUCUGAUGGGCUCCAUGCUGAGGUCAGCGGAGUUGGGUACAGCGGCAAAGGGACCGUCUGUCUUUUACCGUCAAAGAAAGUCAUUAAGGGGUUUUGCAACGUCUCGGUCGGGAAAUUGGUGGAGGCAGGCUGUGUCGCCAACAACGCAAUCAUCAGAGGAAACACCGUGAUGGGCCAGCCCACGGAGGGCGCCUUGGUCGCCCUGGCAAUGAAGAUGGACUUAAGCGACAUUAAAGAUUCAUACGUGAGAAAAAAAGAGAUCCCCUUCAGUUCGGAGCAGAAGUGGAUGGCAGUGGAGUGCAGACCCAAGAACGAGGAGCAGGAAGACAUUUAUUUCAUGAAGGGGGCCUUUGAAGAAGUGAUCCGUUACUGUACCAUGUACAACAACGGGGGCAUCCCCCUGCCACUGACGCCCCAACAGAGAUCCUUCUGCCAGCAGGAGGAGAAGAGGAUGGGCUCGCUCGGCCUGCGGGUGCUGGCCCUGGCUUCUGGGCCCGAGCUGGGAGCACUGACAUUUCUGGGUCUCGUCGGAAUCAUCGACCCACCGAGAGAUGGCGUGAAGGAAGCGGUACAGGUGCUCUCUGAGUCGGGCGUGUCUGUGAAAAUGAUCACGGGAGAUGCUCUGGAGACGGCCUUGGCGAUAGGAAGGAACAUCGGCCUGUGCAACGGGCAGCUGAAAGCCGUGUCCGGGGAGGAGGUGGACAGCAUGGAGCAGGACGAGCUGGCUGACCGCGUGCGGAAGGUGUCCGUCUUCUUCAGGACCAGCCCGAAGCAUAAACUCAAGAUCAUAAAGGCCUUGCAGAAGUCGGGGGCCAUCGUGGCCAUGACGGGGGACGGGGUGAAUGAUGCGGUCGCCCUGAAGUCGGCGGACAUCGGGAUCUCCAUGGGGCAGACGGGCACGGACGUUAGCAAAGAGGCCGCCAACAUGAUCCUGGUGGACGAUGACUUCUCAGCCAUCAUGAAUGCAGUGGAGGAAGGCAAGGGGAUUUUCCAUAACAUCAAAAACUUUGUCCGAUUUCAGCUGAGCACGAGCAUCUCGGCCUUGAGCCUCAUCGCUCUGUCCACUGUGUGCAACCUGCCCAACCCUCUCAAUGCCAUGCAGAUCCUAUGGAUCAACAUCAUCAUGGACGGGCCACCCGCGCAGAGCUUGGGGGUCGAGCCGGUUGACAAGGACACCCUCCGGCAGCCGCCGCGGAACCUCAAGGACACGAUCCUCAGCAGAGCCCUCAUCUUGCGAAUCCUCCUGUCGGCUGCCGCCAUCAUCAGCGGGACCCUCUUCAUCUUCUGGAAAGAGAUCCCUGAAGACAGGGCAAGCACCCCACGUACCACAACGAUGACUUUCACCUGCUUUGUGUUCUUUGACCUCUUCAACGCCCUGACCUGCCGCUCUCAGACAAAGCUGAUAUUCGAAAUCGGCUUCCUCCGGAACCACAUGUUCCUCUACUCGGUGCUCGGCUCGAUCCUGGGGCAGCUGGCCGUGAUUUACAUCCCACCCCUGCAGAGGGUCUUCCAGACAGAGAACCUGGGGGUGCUCGAUUUGUUGCUUCUGACCGGGUUGGCCUCGUCCGUGUUCAUUUUGUCAGAGCUGGUCAAACUAUGUGAAAAACUCUGCUCCAGAGCCAGGAAAGCCCGGGUUCCCCAAGAAGCCGUAUAGGGGCCCUGGCCCGUGGGAACCCCCUGAACCAUCUCUAUCUGCGCGUGACUGUGGCCCUGCCCCGGCCCCUCCUCAGAGGGCGUGUUCGGGCCGCCACAGCAUUAGGUCACUCCCUCAUGGUUCUUCUCGGAAAACCAGCAGGAAGCUCGGGUCACAUCCCCCCCGUCACUCUCCCGCGGGGCUCUGGGACAGACGGUGGGGAGCCCGCACAGAAACAGCUCGCUAUUUAUUAAACCAAUGCUUUUUAUUAA
Equus quagga is the source of this 3207-nucleotide messenger RNA. RefSeq names its product ATPase secretory pathway Ca2+ transporting 2 (gene ATP2C2). NCBI's taxonomy places the organism in Eukaryota, Metazoa, Chordata, Mammalia, Perissodactyla, Equidae. The transcript is spliced from 27 exons. The coding region runs from base 116 to 2956 and encodes 946 amino acids. Gene Ontology annotation, cellular component: plasma membrane; Golgi membrane; endoplasmic reticulum. Gene Ontology annotation, biological process: calcium ion transmembrane transport; manganese ion transport; intracellular calcium ion homeostasis. The record is from RefSeq and is a predicted model, not a curated record. Gene Ontology annotation, molecular function: ATP binding; ATP hydrolysis activity; P-type calcium transporter activity.